This is a messenger RNA of Chinchilla lanigera (long-tailed chinchilla), 1015 nucleotides long. Its product is annotated as thyroid receptor-interacting protein 11-like. Bases 1 to 537 code for a protein of 178 amino acids. The record is from RefSeq and is a predicted model, not a curated record. NCBI's taxonomy places the organism in Eukaryota, Metazoa, Chordata, Mammalia, Rodentia, Chinchillidae. Gene Ontology annotation, cellular component: Golgi apparatus. The transcript has 5 exons. Gene Ontology annotation, molecular function: small GTPase binding. Gene Ontology annotation, biological process: Golgi organization; endoplasmic reticulum to Golgi vesicle-mediated transport.
AUGACUGAGGAGAUCAAAGAAGGAAUAGAUACACAGCACAAGGACCCAACUGCUAAGACGAUCAACGAACUGAAAGGAGAUAACAAAAGACUGAAACUCCUUUGUAGUGAGUUAAAAGGAAAACAUGAAGUCUCAGAGCUGCAAAUAUCACAGAAAUUGACGAUCUACAGAAAUCAGUUGCAGCAGAAAGAGGCACAGGGAGCACACAGCUCUGAUGGAGGUGAAAUCUACAAAGUGCAGUGUAUCAUCAAGAACCUUGAAGAGGCCCGAAACCACGAGCUGGACAACCAUCAGAAGGCCGUCGCCACACUACAGAAUCUGCAUGUAACAAAAAUAGCCCAUCUGAGACGUCAGCAUCAAGAGAAAAUGACCAAGGUAAUUGAAGGACCAUCCAAUAACUGCUCUCAACAUGUGUUAUUAUCAGCAAGAUGGAAUUUUAAAAUUGAUAGUAGCCUGGUGUGGAGGUGCAUGUCUGCCAUCCCAACACUCUGUGGAGGCCGAGGCAGGAGGAUUGUUGUGAGUUUGAGGCCAGCCUAGUGGCCCCACACUCUGUGCACCUCUCAGUUGGCAGGUGAGGCCUGAACCACAGGCUCCACAGGCUCCUUGUAGACAGGGAAGCAGCGCAGGAGCAGCCCCCAGUCUCUGUGGACCUCUUGGUAGGCAGGUGAGGCCCACCCUCCCUCAACCAGCUGCGUGAGGACCCCAGAGCAGUGGCUCCUGUCUAGUCACCAUUGGGUUCAUGCUGAGGCCCACACACUUUCCAUCAAUGGCCUGGAGAUCCUGGUACUGAAGGCCAGCAUUCCCCCACCAUCACAGUUGUGGUCUGAGCCAUGUGGCCUACCAUCCACCUGGCAAUCUUGGUCCCAGUGGUCCACUGCCCUCUACCAUCCUGGGAUAAAUCUGACAUCCAGAUAAGGCAGGGUCCCUAGAGGCCUCUUGUGAGCUGCCCAGGAAGCGUGUGGCUCAGCACUUUCCUUCUAACAUCCAAAUGACAAGAAGUAGGAGCAAAAUGCAA